AUGUGCUGGUUAGUUGAUAGUUUAUUGAUAUGAUAGCAAAUGUAGGAAAAUGGUCAAGAAAUCAAACUUUGCAAGCUCAGGGGCGGACUGACAACUCAUGGGGCCCCCGGGCAAUAGGGGAUCAUGGGGCCCCUGUGUCCUUGCCCAAACUCAAAAAAGCCUAUGAAAAAAGGUACCAGGGGCAUCUCAUGGGGCCCCCUACUGACCCCGGGCCCUCGGGCAGUGCCCGAGUUCCCAAAUUGUCAGUCCGCCCCUGGGCAAGCUGCUAA
This is a messenger RNA of Staurois parvus, 269 nucleotides long. Lineage: Eukaryota; Metazoa; Chordata; Amphibia; Anura; Ranidae. The record is from the annotation of a GenBank genome assembly.